UCCAAAUCAAACACACAGCCCCAUCCUUCCCCAUCUUUCCCAGUCACCCCAAAGCCUGACUCAUUCCUUGCCCCCUCCAAGCCCAACUGCUCUAAAAUAAUUCCACUCAUAAUCCUCCUCUUCCUGGCUUUCCCGCUAAACUAUAAAGAGAGAAUCUCAUCUUUGCUUGGCUAGCAAACAGAAAUGCAAAGGUUUUGAGGAAUGUGAAGAUGGAAAAGUGGAGCUUAACAGAGUAGAGGAACUGGAGAUGAAGAUGAGAAGGCUAGAGCCGGUGGUUGGGAUAUUGGAGAGAAUAGAAGAAAGUGGGAUGAAAGAAUCUUUAGAGGAGGUUGCGAUGGAGGUUUUAGAGCAAAUGAAGAAAGGAAGUAGAGAAGAAUUGGAGGAAGAGAUUGAGAGAGUGAAGGAAAGCGUUGAGGUGUUAAGAAGUGAAAUAGUUUCUGGGAAAGAAUUUAAUGAUACUAAGAAUAAGCUUAUUUUGUUACAAUCUGAGUUUACAGAUUGAAGGAAUAAAGUUGAUGAAAUUGAGGGUCAAUUACAUGAUGCAAGAAUACAAAUGACUGAUUCAGUUCCUCUCAAAACUUUUAAACGGGAGAUAGAAUCCCUUCGGUUUUCUUUACGAAGAAUUGGAGCUGUAGAACACCAACUUACUAAACUAUCAACAAUAAGUGAUGUUGAUAUAAUUAGAACAGAGUUAGAAAAGAAUUCCAUUAAUUUCAAUAAAUUCAAAGAUCAUAUUUAUGAAAAAUAUUAUACGAAGGAUAAAACAGAUGAAUUAGUGAAAACUUUGAACAAGAAUAAUGCAGAUAAACUCGAAAGCCUUGAUGAAAUUAGAACAAAAAAUGAGGACUUAAUGACCCAAAUUAACAAACAAAUCCACACAACCACAAAACAAAUGAAAUAAAGACCGAGAAAUAGUCCAAAAACUCUUCAACAAAUUCCAAACCCUCGCUACAAAAGAACAAAUUCAAAAAAUCGACGACCGAAUAGACCUCUACGCUUUAAAAUAAAGACCUGAAGCUCACAAAAUCCGACCUCCAGGCCACAAUCUCCACUCUCUCCCUCCAAACCCUCAAGACCCACCAAUCCCUCUCUCACAACCAAGAGAUCAUAGCCAGAUUUGACGAAAUAAUAACCCAAAAAGCAUCAAAAUUCUCCUUAGCCGAGCUCUCAGCCCAGCUGAGACAAGACUUCACCACUAAAGGCGAUGCUGAGAAGAUGGAACAGCAAGUGGAGAAAGUAGCAUUGGGGGUUAGCAAGGUGAAGGAACAGAUUGAAGAGUAUGUAAAUGAGAGACUGAUCAGUUCUAAGAAUGAAUUUAUUGAUCAAGUUUCAAAGAAGAUUACAAAGUCUUAUAAGAAAUUGAAAGAAGAUGUUAAAGUUAAGUAUAAAGAAGAGAAUAUCACCACAAAGCCUGAAAUUGAUAUGUUGCUAUCCAGUAAAGUUGAGAGAGAAGAACUCGUAAAAUGCCUUAAGACAAAGUUAAAUAUUGAAGAGCAUGAGCUUGCAGUUCAAGGACUAGAUACUCUUCAUAAGCAAAUUAAACACAUCUGUGUAAUAUUGGCUGAAUUUAUACGACAAGAAAUAUCAAAAUACAACAAAAAGUCAGACUCAAUUUUAGAAAACAAGAAGAAAAUAAUGACAGUAAUGGACCAAACAGUAGCUAUCUCAAAAUGGAUCGACAAAUUCAACCCCCAAGUCACCAAAGACCUCUCCUUCCCUCAAUCCCUCCAAAACUUCCAACACACAGUCCAAGAAAACCUUGACUCUCUCAAAAUAACUUCUCUCACCAGACCCUCAGAUCUCUCCCACAAAAAACCCCACAAACCCCAAAACUCCUAUUCUCAGUCCCCUUAUCUCCAUCUCCAGACCUCUCCGCCUCGCCGCCUUCCCAACCCCUUCACUAGCUCAACUUCCAAACCCUCCAAAAUCACCAAGAUCAAAAUUCCCUUCCACUCAAAUGCAUCCCACCACCACUCCUACCUAAAAAUCGAUCUGCCUUAUAACCUCAAGCCUCAAAGUCGCAACUUAACCCGGCUAAGCCGGGUUAAGGCUAACAGGACUUUUGAGCAGGAGGAAGAUAGGCUUAAUAGAGAGGAGUAGGUUCAUAGAAGAGAUUUUA
This is a messenger RNA of Moneuplotes crassus, 2119 nucleotides long. The record is from the annotation of a GenBank genome assembly. NCBI's taxonomy places the organism in Eukaryota, Ciliophora, Spirotrichea, Euplotida, Euplotidae.